Messenger RNA from Sorex araneus (European shrew), 862 nucleotides. RefSeq names its product ras-related protein Rab-19-like. The record is from RefSeq and is a predicted model, not a curated record. Bases 1 to 645 code for a protein of 214 amino acids. Gene Ontology annotation, molecular function: GTP binding; GTPase activity. The transcript is spliced from 3 exons. Lineage: Eukaryota; Metazoa; Chordata; Mammalia; Eulipotyphla; Soricidae.
AUGGACGAGAACGUCGACUUCCGGUUCAAGGUCAUUGUCAUUGGGGACUCCACUGUUGGCAAGACAAGCGUGUUGCAGCACUUCGCCACCGGGGUCUACAGCGCAGCGCAGCAGAGCACCAUCGGCGUGGACUUCAUCUUGCGUUUCCUGGACAUCGACGGCAAGAAAGUGAAGAUGCAACUGUGGGACACGGCGGGCCAGGAGCGCUACCGGAACAUCACGCAGAGCUACUACCGCAGGGUGGACGCGGCCAUCAUCGCCUACGACAUCACGCGGCGCUCCUCGUUCGAGUCUGUUCCACACUGGAUUGGCGAGGUGAAGAUGUACGGAGCCACCGACACGGUCAUCAUGCUGAUGGGUACCAAGUCUGACCUGUGCGAGAGGCGGCAGGUGCUGUUCCAGGAAGCCCGCACAAUGGCGGAGAAGCACGGCCUCCUGGCGGCUCUCGAGACCUCGGCCAAGGAGUCCAGUAACAUCAACGAGGCCUUCGAGCUCAUGGCCAAGGAGCUGAUCAUCCGCAACAGCCAGCUCGCCCUGAGCAGCGGGGGAAGACCUGGGGGAGCACUCCACUCCACGCCCAUCGUGCUGGCCCCCGGCUCCCAGGGCUCCGAGGGUGGAAGCAACAGGAGCAAGUGCUCCUGCUGAGCGUGCUCCCGGGGUCUGCCGAGUACUCGUGUCUGCAGAAUAUACCCAGUGUCUGCCAGGUACCCCAGUGUCUGCCGAGUACCCGUGUCUGUAGAGUACCCAGGGUCUGCACAGUACCUCUGUGUGCUGAGGGCCUCGGUGUCUGCAGAGUACCCCAGUGUCUGCUGUGUCUCAGCAUUUAUAGAUUACCCAAUCUGUGAGUACCCAGUGUCUGCCG